Messenger RNA from Myotis myotis, 3108 nucleotides. RefSeq names its product protein FAM193A-like. The transcript has a single exon. The coding region runs from base 1 to 3108 and encodes 1035 amino acids. NCBI's taxonomy places the organism in Eukaryota, Metazoa, Chordata, Mammalia, Chiroptera, Vespertilionidae. The record is from RefSeq and is a predicted model, not a curated record.
AUGAGCCGGGCCAGUGCUAAAGGAGGGGCCAAGCGCCGUAAGAACAAGCGGGGUGGUGGAGGCGGGGACCACAGCGCCAUAAGCAGUGGCAGGGACAGCCCAACUGCCAUGCUGGGCAGCUCGCAGGACACUGCCGUUGGAGUCCCGGGUGCCACAAUGGCGGCAGACCGACCCGUCCGCGUGAGCGAGCCUGUGGGCAGCGCCGCUUCCGGAGGCUACUCGGAGACUUCUUUUAACUUUGGGGACACUCGAAGAAGUCCACCCUCCGCCACUGUUGAUUACUGUGUUCUGUGCAGAACCGAGCGUAAAGAUUCUUCUUCUCUAGAGAGUGGGAUUAAGGUUGCGAGGAAGUUGGGCCUUUUCAUGGCUCCCAUGGGCAGCAGUGAGCCAUACCAGGCGCUGUGGGUGUGUCUGCACUGCCAGUGGACCUUAGAGAAGUUGGGGAUUUAUCGCGGCUCAGACCAGUCAUCACCGGGCCAUGACGACCCUGACCAAGGCCCUCGUAGUGAAUCCCCGGAAGGGGCAAGUGGCGGGAGGCUGCCCCAACCCUCAGAGACCCCACGUUGCGUUGAGGUCUGCAAGGAGCCCAGAGCGAUCUCCCCAGAGUUAGACCCCGAGUCGCAGCAGCUGCAGGACUACUGGGCAGAAGUGCGCUACCUUGUCCGCGGCAUAUACCGCCAGGCAGGGACCACGCUGGUGCCCGACAGAGAGUGGGUGAAGGAGCUCAUAGAUAGACUCUGUAAGUCAGACCCCUCCCAGCUAUACCAGCGGUUGGAUCAACAAGCACGAGAUUACCUGCUGGAGAUGAAGAUCGGCCUCCUGCGACGGCUGUCAACCUCAUCCGGAGUGCCAUCCUGCCUGCAGAAUCCUGUGCAAGCCUACCAUUUCAUCUCCCUGCUCCUCAAGGAGUAUGGCAACUUCUGCCAGGCGGCACGCACCAUCAGCACCUUCCUCACCACCCUAGAAAAUAAACACUUGACUGUGUUCCAGGUGACAUGGGAACUGCAUAAUAAACACCUGUUUGAAAAUCUGGUUUUUUCAGAGAUGCUUCUCCAGAGCAACUUGCCAGCACUGGUGUUGCAAAUCAGGCUGGGAACUACAUUGCAAGACACCUGCAGCAGGGACUUAUACAGCGCCUUGCUGCAACAGUACCAGCACUUCGAGGAGGAGAUGCAGAGUGUUGCCAAGGAGUGGUUGCAGUGCCAGAAGCGGGUCACUGUCUACAUCAAGGAGAAGGUGAGAAUGAAAGCCAAGCUAGCAAAAGAGUUAAAGCAUUUGCAACAAAGGCAAUUCCAUGAAGAGCAGUUAACCGCUAGGAGAGUGGGCACUGGUGAGAACUUGACCAGUGCCAUGAGGCAUGUGCUGUCAUCACCUGAUCGCCGCUCACACAUCCUUAUUGGUAGCAUCGUGGACCCUGCCACUCCCAGCAACACCCACGUCUGCCAGCUGCCACACCAAAUGGGUUCAUCUGCUCCUGACCGUCUCUCUGAGAGUCACCUGCCCAGCAUGUCAUUAGGAAGCUUGGGGUCAGGUUCUAGCUCUCCCAUUCCAAUCCAGCAGCAGCCCAGACUCACCCACACAGACAAUGUAUCUACACCAACUACUUGCAGUGAUGAUGAUGUGGCUUCAUUGUCAGCUAAACUUGCUGAAAUGUAUCCAUCGGAUGACAACAAUACCGAGGUAGUGAAGAAGAGGUCUGAUGCCCGGGGGGAGCCUGCCGGCUUCUUCAUCAGCAGUUCGAUCCUGGCUAUGCCAUCCUGUUACAGCCCCCACUACAAAGGGCAGGGUAGCAAGAGAGGUGGCUAUAACCCAAGGCAGAAAGGCAGGGAAAAGAGUGCAAACAAAGACAGUUGCUCUGAGCACAGCUCCAACACCAGCACCAGCAGCUGCGUCUGCACUUGCACCUAUGCUGGCCAGAAGGAAGGCAAGUUUUGUGACUACUGCUGUGAAUUCUUCAGGCGCAACUGGCCUUCAGCUGCACAAAGAGGUAGAAAUUAUGAAGGCAUGAGGGAAAAGCUUCGUUUCCGGCUGGCAAAGAGAAAAGAAGAGCAAUCGAAGAAAACAGAUCAGCUCUCUGAACAGGAGAGUGCGGCGGAUCAUCGCACAGUGGAGGACUUGCUGCAGUUCAUAGACAGUUCAGAUACCAAGCCUGUGAGCACCACACGGGCAGCCAAGAGGGCAAGACAUAAACAAAAGAAGCUGGAGGAGAAAGCUUGCCUUGAAGCAGAGGCCAAGGCCCGGGAACAAGAGCACCUCCAAGAGGAGCAGAGGCAACAGGAGCAGAAACAACAGGAGGAAAUGAAGGAGCAGCUUCAGAAACCCCAAGCUGUGAAAAAGAAGGAGAAACUAAGAAAAGACUUUCCCAAGUUGGACAGUGGUUCCCUAGAGCAAACUGAAGAACCAAAAACCUCUUCUCACUCACCUUCCAGACACGCAGUCCACACAGGGUCAGGGGCUCAUGGGGAUUCCAAGUUUGUCCUGACGAAGGAGGUCAGUGGGAAGCAGCAGGAGCCCUUCUCUUUUCUCCUAGACACAAAGCAUCACCACAAGGAGGGGACUGGAAAACAAAAGCCAAAACAGGCAUGGAAGGCCAGCAGCGAGCCAAGGAGGGGGCCUGCAGAGUUCUCCGGAGCCUCAGAGAUCCAGCCCAGAUCCCAGACCCAGAGUGAGCCAAAGGCUAAAGAGCUUGAUCUCACUUCGAUGUCAGAGCAGCAGAGAAAGGAGAGAAAAAUCAACAGAAACAGUAACAAGAAACAGCUGGAACAGGUCAAAGCAGGGAAGGCAAGCUCAGGCCCCCCUGAGCCCUCCUGCCGUAGUAAGCAGGUGUGCCACAGCAAGCAGGUGUUGGCAGACACCCCUCAGCCCAAGGGCAAGAGCAAGAAAAACAGGAAGAAGAAGGGAGACGGAGAAGGAGAUGACACCUUGUUCGAAGAUGUCUUUAUGCCUAAAGACAUUGACCUAGAAAAUGUGGAGAUGGAUGAGACAGAGAGGGAAGUGGAGUAUUUCAAAAGAUUCUGCUUGGAUUCCACCAGACAGACCCGACAAAGACUGUCCAUAGACUGGUCCAAUUUUAGCUUGAAAAAACCACCUUUUCUGCCCCCCGAAUGA